CACACGAAAAAGGUUCUCAACGCCAGUUGCCGGUCACAAGCGACUCAGGUCGGAAGUCUCCCCUCCUCGAAAAAUUCCCCUUAAAUUAAAAUCCUGUUUCGCGAUUAAAAUAAAUAAAACAUAUUACAGUUAAACAUAAUAGAAAUAUAUGAAAUCAUGCAACUUUUCGACGACUUUUGCAAAUGCUUCAACAAGGAACUGCAGCGGGCAAACUUUGGCUUCUCAUACAAUCGCGUUCAUCUGUUCUACAGAUCGCAGUGGCAAAAGGAUGACACCAAUACAAUAUAUUUGCUGUAUCGAUGGAUCUGGGCCCUGUUCUUCCUGGGAGUCUAUAUAAUGUGCAUGAUUAUUCAGUUCUGCGAUGGCAAAUUCUUCAUCUAUAUGACCAACUGGGGAUAUGGCCUCGGAACAAUCACUAUGCUAAUCUCUGCGGUACAUGUCACCUGCUGGCAUUUCGAUCUGAGGAACACAAGGAGUUUGGUCCAGGAAUCUGGUAAAAAGGCGGAGACUUCGAGGGGACUUAAGAUAUACUGGUGGCUAUACAAUAUGACCCUAUCAUUGGCAUUGAUUAUAUCAACGGUCUAUUGGGUGUUUCUCCAUGGCAGAAUGAACAAACCCACUCGCUUUCCGGCUAUUAGCAAUACCCAUGGCCUAAAUACUGUAAUGAUCCUAAUUGACUUCCUGGUUGUGGCAUUUCCUUUGAGACUCCUUCACAUGGUGUACAGCAUGAGUGCGGCAAUCUUUUUCUUUGUGUUCACCCUCAUCUAUCACUUUUGCGGAGGCACAGAUGAAUUUGGCAAUCCCUACGUAUAUCCCAUUCUGGAUUGGAAUCAGCCCAAGCGUUGUCUGGUGACCUUUGUGGGCAUCUUUGUGCUCAUCCUGUGCUAUUGGAUACUGCUCUUUGGACUGCAUAAAUUAAAGAGAAUGUUCAACAGGGCCUUCAGUGUGGUCUGGUCCCCGCAUUCAGUUGGUUUGAUAUAAGGAACAUCGCCUCAUUAGCACCCUCACUUCUAUAGGAUUCUCUAAGUAUCACCAGCAUUGCAUUUUAUUCCAACAUUAACACACACACACUCGCAUGCAUUUAUUUAUGUCUAGUAUUUCUAUAGUAAGUUUUAAUCUUCUUGGUUCCUUAACGUUGAAUUGGUUUAGUUAGGUUAAUAAAUAAUGAUUUUGUUACUAUGUUACAUUUAUGGAUGGGAUAGUAUAAAUAUGAAAAUUGUUGAAAUACUCUAUUGAUGCCAUCACAUUAUACGGGAUGCAUUCAGAGAACUAUGGAAUUGUAUAAACACAUAACAAGACAAUAUAUGUAUAUAACGAAAAUCGAAAUAAAAGAAGUGUACAUAAGAA
Drosophila serrata is the source of this 1347-nucleotide messenger RNA. It is a transcript of the gene rost, whose product is annotated as rolling stone. Gene Ontology annotation, cellular component: membrane. Lineage: Eukaryota; Metazoa; Arthropoda; Insecta; Diptera; Drosophilidae. The record is from RefSeq and is a predicted model, not a curated record.